Molecule: messenger RNA, 739 nt
Organism: Pseudonaja textilis
Lineage: Eukaryota; Metazoa; Chordata; Lepidosauria; Squamata; Elapidae
Gene: PEAR1
Product: platelet endothelial aggregation receptor 1
Cellular component (GO): membrane
Molecular function (GO): protein binding
Source: RefSeq, a predicted model, not a curated record
UUCCCCGCCCCCCUGAGUAGUUGCGGGCUUGCAGGGCACAGCAAGUGCCAGGGCUGCCCUCUGCCCUCUUUCCUCCCUAGUGCACGCCAAGGAGGGUCCCUGGGGCCACAGCGACAGCUCCCUCAGCAGCGAGAACCCCUACGCCACCAUCAAGGACUGUCCGGGCCCUGCGGGGAAGGUGCCCGAGGGCAGCUACAUGGAGAUGAAGUGCCCCCCGCCCUCCAAGCGGGAGAUCAGCCUCUUUGAGGAGCCCUCCUGCAGCUCCCAGACCAAGGAAGAGGAUGGCUCAGCUGCAGCAGAAGGCGUCUCGCAGGGGACUCCAGCCGUGCCCCCCAACCACUACGACUCUCCCAAAAACAGCCACAUCCCCAGCCACUACGAUGUGCCCCCUGUGCGGCACUACCCGCCGUCGCCCCCACUCCGAAGACAAGCCCGAUAAGGCUUCCGCCUGCUCGCCGCUGCCUCUCCUGCACCCUCCAACUGGGGAGGACCGAGAGCCAGGAUGGCCGGUGCCUUUGGGCCAAGAUUAACUAUGGAAAAAGGUGGCGGGUAGAGACCCUCCGUGAAGGGAGCCAGCGGACACGCCUGGCCAGACUUUGGGGUUGGGGGGCUGCCAAGAGAGGGGAGCAAGCCUGGACUCCGGACCUCCCUCCCUCCCUCCCCCCCUUGCCAAAGGGAGCACUGGUCCCUCCAGGGAAAGCUACGAGCAACAGGGUGGGGGCAUCGCAGGAAGACGACC